AUGCAUUCUUCAACUCUUUACGUAGCCCUGGCGGCUCUUACUUCUAACCUCGUCAAUGCCCACGGCAAGAUUAGCGUUGCUACUGGUGAUGCCGGCGGCAACACCACUGCACUUGGCAUCAUGGGCGGUGUCGUGCCGGGGGCAGGUCCCAAUCGACAAACCGAAGUCGACACGACAGUUUUCCGCUCCAGAAAAGCUGCUUCUGAUGGCCUUGGCCGGACCAAAGGCAAUGGCCAGAAUACCCUGGAUGACAUGAGUCGCAUUGUUGCCAUGUCUGGCUCAACCCUUCCACAGGUCAGCAACAAUGGGGGGUACAUCUCUGCUACCUACCAUAUUGUUACUACCGACGGGGCUGGACCCGUGCAAGCCAUUGUUGAUCCUACGGGAACGGGUAAGUUCUCUCAGGGCACAAAGGCACAAGUCGUCACGCAGGUACCAGGGAGAAAUGGCAACAUCGCCCCCGGACCUUUAAGCAAUAACCGCCCACAGAAAGGCCAAGGCGGCGGUGGUUUGCUCGGUGGGCUACUUGGGAAGCGAGCAUUAAACGUUGAUUCAGAUUAUCCUCUCAAAGUUGCCAUCCCAGCCGGGACUACUUGCCAGGGUUCCAUGGGCGGCAUGUCCAACGUUUGUCUUCUAAAGGUUGCUAAUCCCAGUGGCGCUGGUCCGUUUGGCGGCGUGAUUGCCUUCCAGAUGGCUGGUAACGGUGGGAAUACGACUGAUACCAACGGAAAUGCCUCUAAUGGCGAGGGUUCAAGUGAUAAUGGGGAUAGCAGCAAUGGCAAUAACUCUGGCAAUGGGGCGAACAACCAAGGAAACGGCAAUUCUGCUAAUAACGAGGCCAGCAACAACUCGAACGGCAAUGACGAUAACAACGAGAAACGUGCCGUCAGGUUCCAUUCGUGA
This is a messenger RNA of Pochonia chlamydosporia 170, 903 nucleotides long. RefSeq names its product CND1, Gas1-like protein. The record is from RefSeq and is a predicted model, not a curated record. Bases 1 to 903 code for a protein of 300 amino acids. The transcript has 4 exons. Lineage: Eukaryota; Fungi; Ascomycota; Sordariomycetes; Hypocreales; Clavicipitaceae.